AAUUUCGGUUUAUUUUCAUGCGAUUUCGCUACCGUUUAUUUAUCUACAUCGUUCGGUAGUGUCUGGGUACUUCAUUACCGUUAGCUGUGUACAAUUUUAGUUUAUUUCACACAGUAUAUUGCUGAUAUGGUUACCGUUCAUAUAUCUGUAGAGAUUUUAAAUUGCUGUCGUCUUUGUUUACAAAAGGUAAUUUGUGAGCGCUACGGUGUGCGCUACUCCCACGCUAUCUACAAUCCAUAGUUUAUAUAAUUAUGUCUAUUUCGAUACCGUUUGUUUACAGGUUUAGCUUAUUUCAGUGUAGUCUUUGUUGCUGUUUGUUUAUCCACAAUUUCUAGUUUAUAUUAUUGGGUUACUGGCGGUUUCAUUUAUUAUGAAAUAAGCUAAAGCUUUACUUCUUUCACUAGAUAUCUAUCUAAAUAUCUAUAAUAAUAGAUAUUUGAUUUUAAUUACUAUUUUAUAUUAUGAGUGAAAAUGCAAAUUGUACCAUAGAACAGACAAGAACGAACACGUUCGAGCACGUUCAAUAAAUAGUUGUUAGUGCGCAUGCGUGAUACCUAUUUCAUUAAAUCUUCUCCCACAAUCAAACGGUGAAGGUUUUGUGUAUAUAUACGGCGUUUUGAUCAAAAUUCGAAAACUUCAUACGUCCUGCAAAUCAAACGUCGAUUAGUUUUUGCGAGAAAUAUUAAAGACAACUUAGACAAGGUAAGAUGCAUUAACUAAAGUUCAUAUAUUAUAAAAUACUAAGAUUUAGUUCAAUUAUUAUGAAAAGUACUAAGAAAUCGCUUCCUAGUAGUUGCUGUGCCCUUGUUGGCUGCACCUAUGAAGAAAGAAUCUGAGGUGCCUUUGGGAAAGUCAUGCAACGAACGGAGAAGUCGAUUCCUAGUAGUUGCUGUGCCCUUGUUGGCUGUACCUAUGAAGAAAUAUCUGAGGUGCCCCUUGGGAAAGUCAUGCAACGAACGGUUUAGUUGGACUAAAUAGUGCAAGGAAGCCGAUUCCUAGUAGUUGCUGUGCCCUUGUUGGCUGCACCUAUGAAGAAAGAAUCUGAGGUGCCCUUUGGGAAAGUCAUGCAACGAACGGGUUUAGUUGUUAGUUCGAAGAAAUCGCUUCUAAGUGUUGCUGUACCCCUGUCGGCUGCACCUAUGAAGAAAGAAUCUGAGGGGCCCCUUGGGAAAGUCAUUCAACGAACUAGCGGUGGUUGUACAAAUUUUAUUCAGUACUUCUGCAACAAUAAGAUGCUAAAAGUUUUCUGUUUAUAUUUAGUAGUUUGAUUAAAAGUUGCCAAUUAUCAUCGUGAAGUUGAAAUCCAAAGAGUUGCUGUAUUGAGGAAUGUCUUUUACAUGCAAAACCUGCUCCAAGAACUUUACGCAGCUGAGAAGUUUAACUCGUCAUGAACGGUCCGUGCAUGGAGAGAAGAAGUUUGUCUGUGAUCAAUGCAGCGCAUCCUUUACACGGAAAGAUGAUUUGAAGCGGCAUAAGAAGCGGCACGAAGGAACGAUCACACAUAUCUGCGAAAACUGUAGGAAAGAGUUUCACCGUCGUGAUAAUUUAGUGGGACAUCAAGCUCAAUGUCAAGGGAAUCCUUUGAAAAGAGGGUGUGACGAAGACCGAGAUGAAGAUGAUAGCAGUCCAGCUCCAAAGAAAAUACGAGUUCAAGUUGAAGAAGGUGAGCCAAAUAGUCAAGUUGAAGAAAACCCUUGCAGUUCCACUUCAGCUUUUGACGAUUCCUUGAAGAAGAUCGAGUUGAAACCGCGGAAAGACCAGAAACAGGACGUGUCCCACUUCUUACGUGGCAAGACCAAACCGAUUUUGACCCACCUUUCCAACGAGUUGGUAAAGAAAAGGGGUAUCAAAUGGUUCAUAAGCGUUAAAGUACGGUUCAUCAAACCUAAACCCGACGGUGAAGAUUUGACUACCGAACCCCACUUCCGUAGUCAUUGUAUGAAAACAGUAGCCCAACACGAACUCGAUAAUCAACUAGACGAAGCCAAGCAGAAAAUCAUCCAGUCAUUGGUCAUGUUUCAAAAAGAAGGAAGCGGUUGGAUAUUAGACGAGAUCCUUCAUCUUGACCUGAGCAUCGCUCAGUAUUCUCCAGUUAAAGGAUCCAGUUAUAUCCCUCUACCCAGCAAGCUAAAGACUAAGAAAGCUAUCAUAAACGUGAAGAAUUCUGAUAACAAAUGUUUCAUGUGGUCUAUCCUCGCCGCUCUACACCCAGUGAAACAGAAUGCGGAAAGAUUGCAUCAUUAUCAACAGUUUCAAGAUGAAUUAGAUUUGGCUGGUAUUGAGUUUCCUGUUACUGUUGACAAGAUUGAAAAAUUUGAGCGUCAGAACAAUAUUUCUGUGAACGUGCUUGGCUUUGAGGAUGUACUCUUUCCCAUCUACAUCACAAAGGAACACUUUGAUACCCACGUAAACCUAUUACUAUACUCCCAGGGAACAACUAGACAUUACUGCCUCAUCAAAGAUCUGAAUAAAUUACUCUACAGCCAAAACCGGAAAAAGGCUCGUAUGUAUUACUGUCGUUACUGUCUUCAUGGAUUUAUCCGAGACGAUCUCCUCCAAGAACACGAACCCCAUUGCUCUCAACACGGUCCACAACGUAUUGAACUCCCGAAUGAAGAUAAUGCUCAACUGUCCUUUAAAGACUACCACAAGCAGUUGAAAGUGCCCUUUGCAAUCUACGCCGACUUCGAAAGUCUUACCACCAAGAUCAACUCAGUUAAACAAAAUCCUGAAAAAUCCUUCACUGAAAAAUACCAACACCACCAACCUUGUGGAUUUUCCUACAUUGUUGUAUCCGACCAUGCGAAGUACUCCAAACCACCCGUUGUGUAUCGCGGAGAAGAUGCAGUCGACAAAUUUUUAAAGUGUUUAGAAGAAGAGCAGAAAUAUAUUCAAGAGAAACUGGAUUGGGUCGAACCCAUGCGAAUUGAGAGAGAAGAAGAGCAAGCGUUUCAAGAUGCAGUCCAUUGUCAUAUUUGUGGAUAUGAAUUGGGUUCUGAUCGUGUUCGCGACCACUGUCAUCUUUCAGGAAAGUACCGUGGGGCUGCACACAACGAUUGCAAUUUGAACUAUAGUUUUACCGGCCGAAUUCCUGUUAUUCUUCACAAUCUACGUGGGUAUGAUUCUCAUCUCAUCAUGCAAGGACUCGGUAAACUCAAAGAGAAGAAGAUCAACUGCAUUCCAAACAACACCAAAAGUACAUCUCCUUCUCCAUCGAUAAUUUGGAUUAUAUCGACUCCCUACAAUUCAUGA
Messenger RNA from Dendronephthya gigantea, 3252 nucleotides. RefSeq lists its product as uncharacterized. The record is from RefSeq and is a predicted model, not a curated record. The transcript is spliced from 3 exons. Lineage: Eukaryota; Metazoa; Cnidaria; Anthozoa; Malacalcyonacea; Nephtheidae. Bases 1327 to 3252 code for a protein of 641 amino acids.